AGUCAUUUUCAACAUUGUCAACUUCAGUAAAACCAAAAGCCUGUAUCGGGAUGGAAUGUCUCCAAUGGUAAAAUCCACAAGCAGGCCUAAAUGGCAAAGACUGCCAUCCAAAAAUGUGUUUUAUUAUCGCUGCCCUGAUCACAGGAAGAACUAUGUUAUGUCAUUUGCUUUCUGCUUUGAUCAUGAGGAUGACAUAUACCAGUUUGCUUACUGCUACCCAUAUACUUAUACUCGGCUUCAGCAUUAUCUGGAUAACUUACAGAAGAGAAAAAUGGACUACUAUUGCAGAGAGCGUCUGGGACUUAGUGUGCAACAGCGGCAACUUGACCUCUUGACUAUAACCAACCCUGUAAAUCUUCGUCCAGGAGCAGAGCAGAAAGUAGUGUUUAUUACAGCUCGGGUCCACCCGGGGGAAACACCAUCAUCUUUGGUGUGCCAAGGUAUCAUUGAUUUUCUUGUGAGCCCGCAUCCAAUUGCCAAAGUGCUAAGAGAUCAUUUGGUCUUCAAGAUUGCGCCUAUGCUUAAUCCAGAUGGCGUUUACCUUGGUAAUUACAGGUGUUCCUUAAUGGGCUUUGAUUUAAACCGGCAUUGGGUGGAUCCUUCUCCUUGGGCUCAUCCUACUCUACAUGGUGUCAAGCAGCUCAUUGUUCAGAUGUACAACAACCCGAAAGUUACCCUGGAAUUCUAUAUUGACAUCCAUGCUCAUUCCACUAUGACAAAUGGCUUUAUGUAUGGAAACAUCUUUGAAGAUGAGGAAAGAUUUCAGAGACAGGCGAUUUUCCCCAAAUUACUCUGCCAGAAUGCUGAAGACUUCUCCUUUUCGAGCACUUCUUUCAAUCGAGAUGCUGUUAAGGCAGGAACAGGUCGGCGUUUCCUAGGUGGUUUACUGGAUGACACCUCUUACUGCUACACACUGGAAGUUUCUUUCUACAGUUACAUAGUUGGAGGUACUACUUCUACAGUUCCAUAUACAGAAGAAAUAUAUAUGAAACUAGGAAGGAACGUGGCCAGAACAUUUUUGGAUUACUACAGACUGAACGCCAUUACACAAAGACCUUUGGCACCCAUUUCACGUACAUGGAAAGAAAAAGCAUCCAUCUACCAAUAUGCCUACCAUCGAGGACAAGGAAAUAACCAAGGUGCCAGCAAGCCAGAUAAGAGGUCCCAGAUGACUCUUAAGGAACAUGCUCACUCAACAUAGACCUCCAAAAAGUGAUGUGCUUUUCAGAGAAGGUGGAAGUAGCACUUUCUCCUGGAAGCAGGAGCACAUUUUUCCUUCCUCCUAGCCAAUUGUUUUUCAAAAAUGGAGGAGAAAUGCUUUCCUUAUAAAUGCUACUGUUGACUUUGCCCACAGUUGUUUUAACUGCAAGUCUUUUUCUUCAAAAGUAAACAAAUCUUUCUGCAAAAUGUAUUCUUUUUUGACACGUUAAAACUUACAUUGUACAUAGCAUGUGAAAGCUAGCCCUCCCACUGUUGCACUGAAGUACUGGGCAGAUCUAAGGAAAGCUUUCCUUGAUGCUGUAUGAUUUUUACAUUUGUUGGUCUUAUAUCCAAAGCAUUAUUUGCCAGUGAUGUAUGUUAAAGUGAUUCAUUUACAUGGGUGCAAGUCAUGCUAGUGCUCUCUGGAACACCAUGAUGUGCUAUUUUAAUAUCUAAAAACCAUUUCUGUUUUAUUUUGCCAUUGGUUUUCUGGCUGAACUGUAGAAUUAAAAUGUGUGUUAAAGGCUUUUAUUUUCACUCUGUGACUAUAUUGGGAUGUUCUGAAGGAGGGGUGAACAUGUUGCUAAGUCAGGAGGAACACUUAGAUAGGUUUUGCAUCACAAAGAGGCUUGCCUUUUCUUUCUCCUCUUAACUCUUAAAGAUGAGAGCUUCACAGCCAUCUUAUGCUCUGGGGUGGAGGGAAAAUGAAGGGUGCUUCAUUUUCUGUAACCUGCUACAAUAGGCUACACUUUUGGCGGCGGCGGGGGGAGCUGAUGCAAGUUGAAAUACAAAAUAUCUAGAAGACCAAAAGUUCCCCAUUCCUCAUCUAAAAUGAAAGGAAAAUAAUAUUUGGUGCAAAAUACUGGUGCACCUGGAUCUAACAGUAUUCUGUCUUUUGCCUUCAGUUUACAAAGUAGCAUCAUUGCCCCUUGUCCAAUAGUGUGAUUUGCCUUGUCAAUAAGUCAGCAAUCAUACCAAUUAGUUCUUUGGAAUCAGGAGACCAAAACACAGCCCUCUCACCUGAACAGCUAUCAGCAUGAUGGGCAAUUUUCUGACUCAGGCAAUGCAUACAGCUCUGGCAACCAAUGGAGGACAAGUUUUGUGAAUUAUGCAUAUGACCUCCUCCAGAUAGGUAUAUGUGCUCACAAUCCAAUUUCCAUGCCCUAGCUCAAUUGGAGCAUUUUUGUAAAAAGAUAUGGAAGAAUGGGAGUCAAGAAAUAUGAACAUCCACUCCCCCUGCUUUUAGAAAAGCAAGUUGAUAAAAUCUCUUCUAUACUGUUAUCAUUUUAAGGUGAAGGUUAAAUUGUGUACAUUUUCAGAGAUGCAAAAGUGCUGUAAUACAUACAAUGAAGCUACAUAGCUUUGGCUUCUUGCAUCUGUAAGCAGAAUAAUGACUAGACUAGAAAGCUUGAUAAUUAAAAUGACCUUUUGGCAAUCUACUUUAAAAGGCAGACAGAGUGGGAAAGAAAAAAUCUUGUGAAUUUAAAGUACAGUGCUGUUAGUUUAUGACUAGCCUUGCAGGUGGUUGGGUUUUUUGGUUGUUGUUUUUUUAAAGUUUCAGUGGAAGAUUUCCAAACUGGUUUAUACAGCAGGCAUAAGUGUGUAUAUAUAUGUGUGUUAAUUAAACAUUUUAGUUGUAACAGAACAUUUGCAGAGUUACUUGUUGUUACUUUCGCAGUGCAUUUAUGUUAU
Messenger RNA from Sceloporus undulatus (fence lizard), 2892 nucleotides. Its product is annotated as cytosolic carboxypeptidase 6-like. NCBI's taxonomy places the organism in Eukaryota, Metazoa, Chordata, Lepidosauria, Squamata, Phrynosomatidae. The transcript has 10 exons. Gene Ontology annotation, molecular function: metallocarboxypeptidase activity; zinc ion binding. The coding region runs from base 56 to 1201 and encodes 381 amino acids. Gene Ontology annotation, biological process: proteolysis. The record is from RefSeq and is a predicted model, not a curated record.